Molecule: messenger RNA, 4144 nt
Organism: Paralichthys olivaceus (Japanese flounder)
Lineage: Eukaryota; Metazoa; Chordata; Actinopteri; Pleuronectiformes; Paralichthyidae
Source: RefSeq, a predicted model, not a curated record
GCUGAAAGCAACCAUCUACUCAAGGACAUCAGAUCUAACGUGAGGUUUGGACACACUGGGCUGAUGAGCACACUGAACAUCAUGAAGACACAUGGUAAAAAGACGAGCCGGAGAAAUGUCCGCCAGACCGGGCUUUUACCGGCAGGAGCUCAACAAGACCGUGUGGGAGGUUCCGGAGCGAUACCAGAACCUGACGCCGGUGGGCUCCGGAGCCUAUGGAUCCGUGUGGGCAGGAGCUAAUAUGGUGAACUGGACCGUUGAUGCCUGUCUCCCCUUAUGUCCUCUUUCCACCCUGUCCUCCUGCCCCACCCGCCUGCCUGACGAACAGUACAUCCAUUCAGCGGGAUUGAUCCACAGAGACCUCAAGCCAAGUAAUGUGGCAGUAAAUGAGGACUGUGAGCUGAGGAUUCUUGAUUUUGGAUUGGCCAGACAGACAGACGACGAGAUGACGGGGUACGUAGCGACCCGCUGGUAUCGAGCGCCAGAGAUCAUGCUGAACUGGAUGCACUACAAUCAGAAUGUUGAUAUCUGGUCAGUGGGAUGCAUCAUGGGAGAGCUCCUGAAGGGAAAAGUCCUUUUUCCUGGCACUGACUAUAUUGACCAGCUGAAGCGAAUCAUGGAGGUGGUCGGGACUCCGACACCUGACCUGUUAAAGAAGAUCUGCUCUGAACACGCUCAGAAGUACAUCCAGUCUCUGCCCUUCAUGCCCCAGCAGGACCUGGAAAAGAUCUUUAGAGGAGCAAAUCCACUAGCUGUCGAUCUAAUGAAGCGUAUGCUGGUUCUGGACUGUGACGGGAGGAUCUCGGCCAGCGAGGCUCUGUCACACCCGUACUUCUCCCAGUACCAUGAUCCAGACGACGAGCCAGAGGCGCCGCUUUACGAUCAAACACUGGAGAGCAAAGACCGAACUCUAGAGGAAUGGAAAGAAUUGGUAUUCGAAGAGGUGAGCAGCUUCAAAGCAUCCGGCAGCAAAACUGACAGCCUUCAGGUGGAGCAGUAAACCUCCCCCUGCUCUGCCUCUACCUGGAUUGGAGCCGUGUACUCGGUGGGUAAGAGAAAAAGGACUGUGGCAAAAAAAACUCCCCCCUGCUCAGUGUGACUGUGUUUGAUUGCCCUUGAGUGUGUUUGAGCAGCAGGGAAGGACAGUCUUCACAGGAUCAGACGACACACAUUAAAAUUUACCGGAGGCAUUUAAGGACAAGGAAGGAUCUCUUCAGUUCAGAAAGUUGACUUCUCUUAUGUUUCCACUGGACGAGCGCAAAAAAAGGAACAGCUCGACUAGACUACAACAGGGACCACUGAGGACGCAAGGGUUCAUACGAGGGGUUGACUUUAAGGAACUGAGUUGUUUUUACAAACGGAAAGAAGGCUAUUGAAGGACGAAAGAAGAAACGCACACUAGGCACUAGGAUUUCCAAAGCAAAGACUGAGAAAAAACAAACUCCCUCUGGUCCCAUAUCAUGACAAGUACAUGUAUGAAAUCCAUGUUUAAACGCUUUCAGCAGUGUCACGUCAUAUCACAGAACAGCUUCAGCCUGCAUACUACUGCAUGAUUUAUGUGCAUUUUAUUAUUACAGAAUAUUACCGGUACUGUACUAUAACCAUUAAGACUGUGUAUUGCAUCUGCUACACUGGCAUUAAACCAGUAUGAGGGUCAGAGAGAGGCAUUACCAGUGAGGUGUCCAACUUUCAACUUUUACUUUCAACCCGGUCAAAGACGCAAACAAAGCGCUGCUGUUCUUCCCCCGAUGACACUCAUCCUCUUCUGCUCACAGACAAGUGAACACCAACUGUGCGAUUAAUUAGCAAGGUCAUCAAUAUAUGCCAAAGCUGGAAUGGAGUGACUGUUGCUGCAGGUCUGUGUUUACAGUGUGACCUCGCCUCGCCUCACUUGUUGGGCCGAGGCGCCGUGCCGUCAGGUUUCCAUCGUUCUCCACCGUGUCUUUCACAGCCAUGGGUUGAGUUUACAGUAAUUACGAUUACAGGCCUUUUGUAAACUGUGAGAAACAGUGUCCAGAAUGUGUGUAGCAGAGCUGGAGAAAAAAUAUAUCAAAACGUGUAGCUCCGUCCAAGAAAUGACUCAACAACUGCUCUGAGGAUUCACAGAAAGUAGCCAGGGAGCUCUUUAGUGAUGCUUCAUGUCUCCUCAGCCUCCUUUGAGUUUUCACGAUGCCUGAGUAUUAUGACGAUUGUACACAUCCAUUAUUGACCAUAGUAUUAAAUCAUCUGGCUGUGUUCUCAUUUGUGGGUAUGUCAAUGUAGCUGCAGUUCAGAGCCUUUUGCAAGAUUGAGCGACUUCCCCACUGACACUGAGUCAUUCAUGUCGCAACAAACUGUUUUAGAGUUUUAGUUUGACGCACGAUUAGCUGAGGUAGAAAUAAUCUGAUUAAGUGUUAAACCACAAAGCACAGUGAUGGUAGCUAACCAGUGAAGGUCAGUAGAAAAUGUCAAGAGGAAACGAGAAGUCUAACCCAACUUUUCUGUGUCAUAGUUAAAUGCAUCAAACUACAUCCUGUAAUUUAACUGUCAGCUGCUGUUUAGUGCAGCACCACAACGGCUUACUAAGCAUGGAAGACACAAAAUGUCCUCUGAGGUUAAAGCAGAUCGAGAUAUGGGAUAAGCAACAGGACAAGAUGUCAAGUUGAAGCUUCAUUAACUGAAGCCAGCUGACAUUUCCAGAGCUGAAAGGGCCAUAAAUCAGGAUCAGGAAUAAAUCUGAUAUAUUAUUAUAUUGUAUCCGGAUGCUCCAGAUGUUCUUAAAGCUACACUGUGCAGUUCUCAGACAAGUUGGAUAUAGACAUUUGUCAAAAGUUGCUCUUUAGGUUCGUGAAAAGAUUUUAUUUCUACUUGGAAUCUGCUGUUAGGGAUAUGUGAACAAACAGGUUAGUAACAUUGAGUUUGCAAUAACAAAGUAUUACUCUGACAUGUGUGCAAUGUUUUUAGCGUCCUUUCAACAAAAAUUUGCGCAAAGCAGAGUAAACCCCAUUUAUUCAUUAGUCAGAUUAAUGGUUUGAAUGAGUGAGUCAUCUGCUGAACGACAAAUAAGUAAAAAAUGACAGAUACUGUGGGACCAUUUAUGAUUAAUGGAAUUUAAGCACAUUCAGUCUAAAAUAGUAGUAAAUAUAUAUGUGACGCUCAUUAUCAUUCUCAACUUCUGCAGAUAUAUAUUCUUAAACUUAAUCUAAACAGACUCAAUGAUUUGCUAGAUUUGUUUAACUGACCUUUUAAUGCCAAGUAGCAUUAGAAGUCUUAUUUAAUGUGUAUUUGUUGUUGCUUUAUUGUCAUGUGAGGAAAAAAUGUGAUGCUGUGGUUCAACCCAAUUCGAUUAUUUCUACCUGGAAAAUAUAAAUACAGCUGCAAAAUUGUUUUACUGCUUUGGCAUAAUUUUAAAGAAACACAAGAGAGACAUUCUAAAGUAUUUUUCCUUAGUGGGUCACGCUGGAGGUGCACAUGUAGCCUUUUGUGCGAGUUGUCCGUCAACACUGGAAGCGAAAUGUUGAAUUUACAGUCCAAAUGAAUUGAAGCUGUCUUAGUCGAAGCGUGUUAGAACUCUGAAUGUUCAAGCGUUACGUGCUUACGUGUUGUACAUGUGAUGGAUUUGAAUAGCAAACUGCAAACCGAAUGUAUAUGUAUACUGUAUGUAUGUGUGUGUGUUACAACUUCCAAGUGUCUUUUGAAUACGUGUUGGCAUGUGAUUCCGCUGUAGCCAUAAGUUUUCACCAAACUGAAUGUGCGCUCUCAGAUUUUUAAAACAUUUCGGAUGAUUUUCUCAUUCAUCAUUAACGGGUAACGUCACUUGGCAAGUCUUGGCUUCAACAGAAUAAACAUCAUAAUUUCUGUUUGUCAGUAUAUUGUUGUUUUUUAGUUCUGCAUGCAUUCUACAUGCAUGGCCCCAGUAUAAAUAGCAUAUUUUAAGUUUCACAGUAUUAAAAGCAAAAUUGAUAUAUUAUCAUGUAUGACAGCAUCUGUAGGUUUUGCUAUUGGAGUUGGAGCUGGUUUGAACUACUUUAUAUACAGUUUUAUAUACAUAGACUUCUUCUGUCAAAGACAUGUAGUGUAGUAGAAUCUGGAAUGUUUCCCUUUAAAAUGUAAUGGAUGUACUCGGUACCAGUUUCACUUGGCUGUAAACAUUGUGAUACAUAAA